AUGGACCCUAAGAAGCUAGCCAACCAAGGUGACGAACUCUGGAAGCGGUCGGACAAACUCAACGCCGAAUUCUUUGCGCUCAGCUACGGAUCCCUCGUCGUACAACUCGUCAAAGACUACGAGGAUUACUCGCAGGUUAAUCAGCAGCUCGAUAAGAUGGGAUACAACAUAGGAACCAGACUCAUAGAGGAUCUCCUAGCGCGGUCCUCGCUGCCGCGAUGUAGCGACUUUCGCGAGGUGGGCGAGGUGGUUUCGAAGGUAGCCUUCAAGAUGUUCCUGGGCUACUCACCUCACGUCAGCCACAACCCACAAGUGACGAGCGGCUUGCGCGAAUUUACGCUCUCCUUCGACGAGAACGUCCUCGCCGAGUUUGUCGAACUUCCCGAGGACGCUCUCGGCGCACAAGUCAAGCCCGGACCUGCCGCCGCCGGCAGCGAGGCUGGCUCGGUUGGCGGGCUGUGGUACAGCCAGAUCCUCUGUGGGGUCAUCAGAGGCGCACUAGAGAUGGUCGGCAUGGCCGUAGAAGCUAAAUUUGUUUCUGAUGUCCUUCGUGGCGACGACACAACAGAGAUCAAAGUGAGACUGAUCAAAUACUUGGACGAUGAAGUGCCGCAAGGAGAUGAUUGA
Molecule: messenger RNA, 627 nt
Organism: Puccinia triticina
Lineage: Eukaryota; Fungi; Basidiomycota; Pucciniomycetes; Pucciniales; Pucciniaceae
Exons: 3
Coding region: 1-627 (208 amino acids)
Biological process (GO): intra-Golgi vesicle-mediated transport; endoplasmic reticulum to Golgi vesicle-mediated transport
Cellular component (GO): cis-Golgi network membrane; cytosol; TRAPP complex
Source: RefSeq, a predicted model, not a curated record